Rotaria sp. Silwood2 is the source of this 1047-nucleotide messenger RNA. NCBI's taxonomy places the organism in Eukaryota, Metazoa, Rotifera, Eurotatoria, Philodinida, Philodinidae. The record is from the annotation of a GenBank genome assembly.
AUGGCUGAAUAUGAUCAAAAUGGCGAAGUCACCGUAAAUAAAGCCAUGCAAGAUUUUUCCUGGAAAUUUGUAUAUGAUGAUGACUAUGGAGUCGAUCUUUUCUUGGAUACUAAUCGACAGCGACUUUAUGUAACCCAAAAUAAUCGUGUCGUCGUGUUUGACACAAUAAAGUCACCUGAAAGUGGUAAUAUCAUCGUAGGAGAAAAUAGUGGCGGUCGACUUCCAUUACUUUCUCAUGCACAAUCUACAUUUGUCGAUAUCAAUCAAAAUUUGUAUGUACUAGAAAUGCAUUAUAAAGAAGCGUAUAAAUUGGAAUUAACUUUAUUCAACUUUAAUUAUCGUGUAUGGUACUGGCCAUUCUCGUCGAUGAAUGCAACAAAACUUUUACAAGGCAACGGGAAAUGUUUUCGAAUGGCAUUAGAUAAAAACUUAAAUAUGUACAUAACGGAAUUUGAUGCUCAUCGAGUCGUUAAAUGGCAUUCACCAGAAUAUACAAACUAUUCGGUUGUUGCUGGGACUACUGGUAUGCCAGGCUCACAGUCAACUCAGCUAAACUAUCCUUACGGCAGUUAUAUAGAUAAUACUAAUUUAGACAUAUACGUAGCUGAUAAAGGUAACCGACGAAUACAAAAAUGGUCAUUGAAUGCUAGAGAAGGAAUAACAGUUGUUUCAGAUGUCUACGAGCCUAAGCAAAUUUUACUUGAUUGUUAUGGAAAUUUCUUAACAAACGAUGGAUAUAGAGUUAAAUUAUACAAUUCAUUUGUAACAACCGGUCUUGAUGGUAUUUAUCCACUAACUCACCUGGAUUCGGACGUUAUUGUUUAUGAUGAAAGUAAUGAGAAUAUUUAUGGACUUGAUGUACGAAACGAUCAAAUCCUAAAACUAUCCAUUAGACGUGAAAUUCUUUUAUAUAACAAUACUGCCAACACCAGUGAAGAACAAAGACCAAUUGUCGAUUGUGGAUCACCUACAGACUCAGUUUGGGAAACAAUGGGGGAAAUCAUUCCAGGAAACAAUAGUCGUGGGUAUGGUAUAGGAAUUAGGUAA